Aaosphaeria arxii CBS 175.79 is the source of this 1953-nucleotide messenger RNA. Its product is annotated as DUF1446-domain-containing protein. Bases 1 to 1953 code for a protein of 650 amino acids. Lineage: Eukaryota; Fungi; Ascomycota; Dothideomycetes; Pleosporales. The record is from RefSeq and is a predicted model, not a curated record. The transcript is spliced from 7 exons.
AUGGCUACCAACUCCCAGUAUUCGAACAGGUGGACUGAGCAGCGGGGGACAAGGCCUGCUAGAAUCGCCAAUUGUUCCGGUUACAAAGCUGACCCCGGUUAUCACAUGAGAUUGCAAGCGGAAUUGGGUGAUGUAGACUAUAUCACAGGCGACUACCUCGCUGAGGUGAACAUUGCAGAGAAUGCACAAGCGCACGCUGCAGGCCAACAUCCCGGUUGGGAGCAGACAGCCUGGGACGGUAUAGAGCAGACAAUUGAUCUGCUCAACGAGAAACGUAUCAAAGUAAUUGUGAAUGGUGGCGCACAUAACCCACAAGGCCUUGCAGAGAAGGUCCACGAGCUGGUUGUUUCAAAGGGAUACAAUCUUAAAGUUGCAUAUGUCCUUGGUGACAACCUCAUUGAGGAAAUGCGUGAUAUCAAGUCCAAGGGACUACCCGCCCACCUCGACAGUGCCAAUGACGGAGUGCGUUACGCAGAGCACACUCUUGAUCUCCUGGAGAAAGAGAAUAAGCCAAUCGUCAGUGCGAAUGCCUAUCUUGGAGCUCGAGAGAUUGUCAAGGGACUCGAAAAUGGUGCCGAUAUUAUCAUCGCGGGCAGAGUUGCCGAUGCUAGUCCUGUCAUUGGAGCAGCAUGGUUCUGGCACUCAUGGUCCGACACUGAUUUUGAUGAACUUGCCGGUGCGCUCAUUGCAGGUCAUUUGAUCGAAUGCAGUGGGUACGUCACGGGAUCAAACUUCGCGGGCUUCUACGAGUAUCCAUACGAAGACCUCUUCGAUAUCACAUUCGGCAUUGCUGAAGUGGAAAGGGAUGGCACUUGCGUCGUCACCAAGCAUGAGGGUAAGAAGGGUUUCGUCACCGAAGACACGGUCAAGUGCCAGUUCCUGUACGAACUACAGGGCAACGAGUACUUGAACAGUGACGUAAAGGCCAUUCUAGACGGUGUCAAAGUUGAGCAGGUGGGCAAAAAUCGUGUCCGCCUCUGGGGCAUCAAGGGUCGUCCACCACCACCGACGACCAAACUAGCCAUCUUUUAUGCAGCAGGCUUCCAGUCUGAGAUAGUUGUGAACGCAACCGGCUAUGGCACAAAUGAGAAGUUCGAAUUGUAUGAGCGCAUGAUGAAGUUCGGCCUCAAACGAUUAGGUCUCUUGGACAAGUUUGAUGUUCUUGAGUUCCAGAGAAUUGGCAUCCCCGAGCCUAAUCCCCGGUCUCAGCUCCGCAGUACCUCGUACCUCCGGAUCUUCGCUGAGGCCUCGGACGCCGCAGUCAACCUUGGCCUGGCCUCCCUCCUUGGAGAGUUCGCCAUGCAGCACUACUCCGGCUUCCAUUCUACGAUGGACCACCGCACCGCCGUCCCCAAACCUUACCUCUCCUACUACCCCGCCAUAUAUCCCCAAUCCUCUCUCAAGACCUCCAUCAACCUCCUCGGACCCAACAACACCCUGACCUCCAUCCCCACAACCCCACCGACGAAGACCGAAGCACUCACCAAACGCCCGACCUACGAGACCGCUAACCCAGCAAUCCUCACAUCUUUCGGUCCCACUGCGAAAGCUCGCCUAGGAGACGUCGUGCUCGCUCGAUCAGGCGACAAGGGCGCGAACGCCAACAUCGGUUUCUUCGUCCCAACCGCCCUGCCAUCCUCCUAUCCAUCUUCAUCUCCACUCUACGAGGAAACAUGGGACUGGCUUCGCUCCUAUCUCACUGUUGCCAAGCUGCAGGAAAUGUUCGCUGACUCCUGGAACCCGGACUUCUUCGUCGAAAGAGUCGAGUUUCCGGGUAUCAAGGCAGUGCAUUUCGUUGUUUACGGUGUCUUGGGAAGAGGUGUCAGUGGGUCGAGUAGACUGGAUGCUUUCGCGAAGGGGAUGGGCGAUUGGCUUAGAGAUUGUGUCGUCGAUGUACCAGUUAAGUUCUUAGAGGGCAGAGGGAAGACCGGUGCAGCUAAGGCCUCGUUGUGA